AUGACAUCAGCAGAGCGUGGAAUGGUUUCUUGUGAGGAUUUAGGCGAGUCUGUGUUGCAAUCGUUGCGGUUAUGUAAGUACGACGUAUCCAAUGAGGAUAUGGCGCUUCUGGCGGACGUAUCGAAUGAGGAUCUCUCUCUUAUUCAAGAGGGAAUGUCAAACGGCCGUGAUGCAAAGGAAAUCUGGCAGGAGCUGCUGGGGAUGCUGAAGGAACGCAAAGAACGUGCCGUUCCUAUUGAGCAUGAUCUUCUAACAAACGAAGAACAAAAGGGCAAAGCGGAGCGGGAGUGCUUGCAGGAUGGCAGGAAGGUUUUGGAACGUGCCCAAGAAGAGGAUAUAGUGCUCUCGACAGGGGGAGAAGCGGCAACGAAAGCUUCCCCCAUCCCAUUGUCGAGUGAGGGGCGUUCGCAAUCUGAAACGAUGCCGAAAAGCCCCAACACCCGUGCACCGGGCUUGCAAGGGGAAUGGGAGGUUGCAGGCGAUGCGAAACUUCCAGGAGAGCGCGAGAACAGCGAAAAAAAUGACGACGGUGGCAUGGUGGAGGAUCAUCCUCUUGCGCUUGGCAAAGAUGGUUGGGCACCGCGAGAUGAUACCGUGGAGGAGAUCGCGCAGAAGGUGUUGCCGCACACGUUAAACAUGCCGCCGAGGGUGAGUGGGGGGGUUUUAAACCGCACCUACACGCCGAAGUGCCCGAACUGCGGGAUGCGGUUUGGGCAGCCCCCUCCAAUGUGGGAAUGCCCAAUGUGUUUAAAAAACGAAGGGGCUCGUUAUCUCGUCUGGCAACCGGAUAGUGAUUCCGUUUUUUGCAUGGUAUGCAGAGCGAGCAUCGGGCGAUGGUCGCGGCAUCACUGUCGGAGUUGUGGGAGGUUGGUAUGCAGCAACUGCUGCUCCGCGCGGGCAUGGAUCAAGGGAUUGGGAUUUAGCUCUCCGGUAAAGGUUUGUACGGAGUGCGCAAAUCAUGCGCUUUCCACAAAAAAUUGA
Phytomonas sp. EM1 is the source of this 981-nucleotide messenger RNA. The record is from the annotation of a GenBank genome assembly. NCBI's taxonomy places the organism in Eukaryota, Euglenozoa, Kinetoplastea, Trypanosomatida, Trypanosomatidae.